This is a messenger RNA of Thalassophryne amazonica, 2754 nucleotides long. It is a transcript of the gene mier1b, whose product is annotated as mesoderm induction early response 1b, transcriptional regulator. Gene Ontology annotation, biological process: negative regulation of transcription by RNA polymerase II. Gene Ontology annotation, cellular component: nucleoplasm. Gene Ontology annotation, molecular function: histone deacetylase binding; transcription corepressor activity. The transcript has 13 exons. The record is from RefSeq and is a predicted model, not a curated record. Bases 70 to 1608 code for a protein of 512 amino acids. Lineage: Eukaryota; Metazoa; Chordata; Actinopteri; Batrachoidiformes; Batrachoididae.
CGGAAAGUGUCGUUGGUUUUCGGCACUCGUAUCGAGACUAGAUACUACGGUCCAGGAUUACGUGCAAACAUGGCGGAGGCCUCCUUUGGGAAUUCGAGCCCAGGAGGUUCAACACACUCUGAUGACCGUGAUUUUGAUCCAUCAGCAGAGAUGCUUGUUCAUGACUUUGAUGAUGAACGCACCCUUGAAGAAGAAGAAAUGUUGGAAGCAGCAGAUGAGACAAAUGGCAAUGAAAUUGAAGAUCUUGCACGAGAAGGAGAGAUGCCCAUUCAUGAGCUGCUGAGUUUGUAUGGUUAUAGAAGUGGUUCGCCUGCAGAUGAAGAAGAGGAUGAGGAAGAGGAACAAGAUGAUGAAGAGGAUGAUGAAGAAGAGGAGGAAGAGGAGGAUGUGGACAAUGAUGAAAGUAGCAGAAGUACCGGAGAACUAAAAAGAACAGAGGGUGAAGGAGUGAAAGUCUCACCUGCACAGGGGGAUGGGGCCCCGGUGUCCUGUGAGGGCCGCACCCGCUCAGUCAGGUCUCUUGGCACAGUAGAACUUAUCCGCCCCCAGAAACUCAAGUACUUUGAAAAUAAUAAUGAUGCAGAAGAUGAAUCUGAUGAAGAUGAGGACUAUGUUCCAUCUGAAGAUUGGAAAAAGGAGAUCAUGGUGGGUUCCAUGUACCAGGCAGAGAUCCCUGUGGGUCUAAGUAAAUAUAAAGACAAUGACAAAGUUUAUGAAAAUGAUGAUCAGUUGUUGUGGAACCCCGAAUGUCUUUGUGAAGACAAAGUGGUGGAGUUUUUGACAGAGGCAUCAAGGCGAACUGGAGAGGAGACUGGAGUAGAUGCAGUCCCAGAGGGAUCUCACAUCAAAGACAAUGAACAGGCUUUAUAUGAACUGGUGAAAUGUGACUUUGACACAGAGGAAGCUUUAAGAAGACUUCGGUUCAAUGUAAAAGCAGCCAGAGAGGAGCUGGCCGUCUGGACCGAAGAGGAAUGUAGAAAUUUUGAGCAAGGACUAAAAGUAUAUGGCAAAGACUUUCACUUAAUACAGGGCAACAAGGUCAGAACUAGGUCUGUAGGAGAAUGUGUGGCCUUUUAUUACAUGUGGAAGAAGUCUGAGCGUUAUGAUUUCUUUGCACAGCAAACCAGACUUGGGAAAAGGAAAUACAACCUUCACCCUGGUGUCACAGACUACAUGGACAGACUGUUGGAUGAGACGGAGAGCGCAGCAUCCAGCAGGGCGGCGUCACCGCCUCCCACUAACUCCAGCAGCAGCACCAGUCACUCCGAGAGGGAAGACAGCAGCAGUCAGAACGGUGUUGCAAGCCAUAGUUCAAGUCACUCUGCAGAUGGAACUCAGUUGGUCCCUGCAGCUCAAGUCAAACCUGAAACCAUUCAGUCCAAUGGCCCCUCACGGCCAUUAGUGGAAGCGCCUCCCCACGUUUCCGCCAGCAGUUCAAAUGGCUGUGGUCAGCUGUGCACGCCAAGCCACGACCGAAACGGACCUCUGGAGCCCGCUGAAGACCACAGAGACACAGUGAUGGACAACAGGCUGACCAAGAGGUGUAGAACAGAGGCAGGGCUCCUGAGCCAAAGCGAGGUGGAACCCCCGAGAACACACAAGAACUGAACGCUCCCAGAUGCUGACGAAUAGAUGAUUAUGGGUAAAUAGGCAGAGGCUGGAAGAAGGGAUGAGUCUGCCUCAACUCUUACGUUCCUCCUUAAAAACUCACUUCACAGCAAGGUCAGAGGUCACUGAAAACAGCUUGACCAACAUGGUUAGCUGAACUGCAGCUGAUACUCCAGGAGGAGCACCAUCUGCUCCACAGACCCCGCCCAUCCGUGCAGUGGCUGCAUGCACAGCUCCUCCCAAAGUACAACGCAGCUUCAGAUGCUCUAUCAUCUUCUAAACAACUUCUCUGGAGACUGAGCUCAGUUUUGCCAAGAAAAGAAAGUCUAUUUGUAUUCAAAGGAAAAUAACCUGAUAUUUUUUAACAAGAUAUUUAUUUUUUUUAAAUGGAUAAAUCUAUAAUGGAUAUGUCAGUGCCAUUGCAACAUUUGAGGAAACAGCCGUUUUAAGGUUUAUGUACUUAAAUUAACAGGUCAUAAAAGUCACUUUAGUCGCACUUUGAUUGUACAUUUUUCUGCUGACUGAAGCGUGCUGAUGAAACCUGGCCGCAUUCCACUUUUCACUCGUGUUCGAUUCUUGAAAAUGAACCCGUAGGUGGCUCCCCCUGCAGGUUUGUUUGUGCAAAGCAGCUGACAUCAAUGAUGUCCUGUAUUAUCUCGUGUUGAAGAUGGCUGUAUUUUGGGAUUUUUUUUUUGCAGUCAGUGCUUUGCUUUUGCUAAACAGAAUGUUGUGAAUUUUAAUGUAAAGUUUGUAUAGAUUUCUUACCAUGAGCAGUUGCUACAUUUUUAUAGCAUUUUUUUUCUGGUCUUUCUUGUAAGCUUUUUAAUCGAGAACUUUGACUGAUGGAUGUAAACAGGUAGCCAUUCCAUCUCCACCCCCCAUUUACCAGCACUUCCCAUUCCGGUGUGAUCCUGCUCCUUAUGGCAUCUUUGUUUGCAGAGAACCUUCUGAGUGAAAAGGUCUCAGUUUAAAUGGGCUUCAGCAGCAACACAAACCUGUGAUAAUCUGGGCAACCGCAAAUCGGUUUAAGGUGCAAGUGCUUUACUUUGUAUUUCAAUGUCAACCAUGCAAAUUAAGAUGUUUGUUUCCGUGUUGAUCCACAAUGUUUUCUCUGUAAAUGACUCGUGAAUAAAAAUGAAGUAUAUU